Messenger RNA from Penicillium odoratum, 1755 nucleotides. RefSeq lists its product as uncharacterized. Lineage: Eukaryota; Fungi; Ascomycota; Eurotiomycetes; Eurotiales; Aspergillaceae. Gene Ontology annotation, biological process: DNA-templated transcription initiation. The record is from RefSeq and is a predicted model, not a curated record. The coding region runs from base 1 to 1755 and encodes 584 amino acids. Gene Ontology annotation, cellular component: transcription factor TFIID complex. The transcript has a single exon.
AUGGCGCAAACCCGACACCCCCAGCAGCAGCAGCAGCAGCCGCCACCUCAGUUCACUUCUCAACCUUUUUCUCCUCCUGUCUCCUCUCCAUCACCUCACUCCGCCUCACCCGUAAAUGGAGGCGCAGCACCUCCUCCAUCAAAACGGCCUCGUCUUUCACCACUCCCCCCAUCGCAAUCGUCACCCUAUGCUUCGCCAAGCUUUGGUGCCAUGCAACUGCCUCAAACUCAACUCCAACCCCAACACCCGCCUCCCAUGAACGGGACACCGAACAACAUGCCACCAGCCCCUCCGGGUACCAUGGGGCCGCCCUCGCGACCUGUGGACAAAACGACUGACGCGGCGGAGUUGACGGACGUUCUGGCAUCAUCUGGUAUUGAUGUGCGGGAGGAGGAGGCAUUUCUAACGCGCAGCUUCUCGGGGCCUAAUGUGCAGGCGCAGCAGGCUCCUCGAGUGCAAACACCCCAUCACGCACAUCCCACCAACACUUCGUUUGCAUCCCAAGGCUCUGCAACAGGAACACUUUCCGCAUCCAGUAGUUUUGGCGACCUGCCUCACAUCAAGCCUGUGACUCCGCAGCAUUCCUAUACUGACCCCACCUCGCAACCCCCGGUCCCGUUCAAAGAUCCCAAUGAGCCUACCCGUGAGGAUACCGAAGCUGCGAGGAGAUCCCAGUACCACCUACAGGAGCCUUUCUUGUUGGCCAGACUGCUUGAGCAGAAGAUUCAGAAACGAGGCUUCGACCUUGGUGUUCGCAUUCCCUCGGAGGGACUUUUCCAUCCUGUUCCCGGUCGGCCGCAACCUAUUGAAGUGACUGGACCCGACGGGUCAUCUGUCAUUCGCACUGGCCAGACUAUCUUGAAUCAGGAGGGCGCACCCCUGGUGGACAUCUUGAACCUGAUGUCUCUUUCGUGCGAAGAGCGACUUAGAGGCAUCAUCGACUAUUCUGCAUCCCUAUCCCGCAGCCGGCGGGCACAUUCACAUGGUGCGGUCCCUGAUGAGUGGCAGGAUGUCGCACAGCCUUUAAAUCCAGUUGCCGGGAAUACGGCAACUCCUUCCAAGCGUAUGUGCAUCGUCUUGAGGCCUCAAAUUAACAGCAUGCUCACCUUGUCUUUAGGCCCACGUCCUGGAAGCGAAGCAUCUAUUGCAAGACCAGUCGCCGAGAAAUACCGCGCCCUUGUGAACAAAGAGUCAUCUCAGGAGAACAAGAGAGAAGCGAAACGGGCGAAGCGGAACGCGGAUGCCACCGUGGACGAACUUAUGGGCAAUCGGUCUGAAUCCGUUGAUGUCACCGGAUCCGCUCCUUCGACUCCUAUCGGCGAACGAGCUCCCAGCUUCGAUAAGAAAUCUAUGACCAAGAAGGAAGCGAAGAAGAUGAUGGAUUCCAAGGCCAGUGAGGCGCAACAGCACCAGCAGUCGGUCGAAACAGCCCGUUUAGCUACCAAUAGCAUGCUUUCCGGCCGUAUGUUCGGUACCAAGAAGUCAUAUUCUUGGUUGAAGCCAAGAGGCUCUUCCAGUGGAUUCUCAUCGCCAUCACGCCCCAACCCCCCUACCCCUAGUGCCACACCAGACAAGGCCGGUCGCGCUGGAGAUGCGCCCGCUGGUCAACCGAAACGAAGAAUUGGAACGUGGCGUGAGGACAAAGAGAAAGGGGCUGGCAUUCAGGUCCGGGAUCUUUUGUUCAUGCUCGAGGCAGAUGGAAGAGGAAUCAAGCACGUACAACGAGGCUACUUGAAGGAUCCCCGAAAUUGUUGA